CCCGGGCCAGUCGAUCGAGGAAGAGACGAUGGCGUCGGCAUCCGCGCUUCAUCGCGUCCCCGCCGCGACGUCCAGGGUCUCGGAGCGCACCGGUCGCGCGUCGAGGCGUCGCACCAGGGUCGGAUCGGCGUCGCCCGUGGCGCGGAUGGCGAUCGAGAGAGCCGCGCGCGCCUCCCGCGCCGCCGCGUCGCGCGCGGCCGUGAUCCCCGCCGCCUCCGGAUCCGACGACGAUCCGGUGGUGGGCAAAUCCGCGUUCGAUUUCGAGGCCGAGAUGGCCAAGGACAUCGAGCGUCUGGCGAAGGACUCGCCGCUGCUGAAGGAGGAGGCGGAGAAGGCGGCAUCGGGCGUGACAAAGACGGAGGCGGAGGAGAACAUGGAGAAGGUGAAGGAGGCCAUCGACACCUUCCUACUGUACGAUUUCUUCGUCAUCCUCACCAUCUUGGUGUACCUCAUCGUGGGCGUGGGCAUCCGGCUGAGCUACGGGCAGGGGCUCUCCUACGACGAGCCCGUGCUGGGACUGUGGCUGAUCCUCUGGCCCGUGCUGUUCCAGCCCCUGCUCGGGGUGCACAUGCUCGCGACGAUCGUGAGCCCGAUCAUCGGGAAGAUGAAGGACGCGGGGAUCGUGAGCAAGGAUACCUGGACUUGACGCGAUCCGCGCGUGCACGCCGACGAGGGCGCCGUCAUAGCACAGUAGCGGGGGUGUCCCGCCUUUCAUCGUCGCAACCAACUUUUAGCC
Micromonas commoda is the source of this 736-nucleotide messenger RNA. RefSeq lists its product as hypothetical. The coding region runs from base 29 to 646 and encodes 205 amino acids. The transcript has a single exon. NCBI's taxonomy places the organism in Eukaryota, Viridiplantae, Chlorophyta, Mamiellophyceae, Mamiellales, Mamiellaceae. The record is from RefSeq and is a predicted model, not a curated record.